CAAGCGAGCGGAGCCUCACAGCUACGCUGGAUUUGAAUGUGUAGUGUACAGACAUAAAAACUAAAAUGUCAAAAUCCAUCAAAGAGUUCAGUCUUCACUACGACCCGAUUAAUGAAAGCAAUACUUUUACUAGUGGGGAUACUGUAGAGGGGCGAGUUGUUUUGGAGGUAACCAAAGAAAUAAAGGUGGACAGCUUUUUUGUGAAGCUGACCGGGGACGCAAAUGUGAGCUGGACUGAAGGAUCAGGUGACGACGAAACAACCUAUAGCGACCAUGAGAGAUACUUCAAACUAAAGCAAUACUUCAUUCAAGAGUGCUCAAAGAAAGGUGAAAGUGAAAAGAAUACAACUCUUGUAGAUGGAGAGACUUAUGGACCAGUGAUUAGGCCAGGAAGUCAUGUUUUUCCAUUCAGAUUUCAGCUGCCUCAACAAAAUAUGCCUCCAUCUUUUAAAGGAUUUCAUGGCUGGGUUAAGUAUGUCUUGACAGUAAAACUGAGCAGGCCUUGGAAGUCAACAUCUUCUACACAUACAGAAUUAAACUUUGUGCUGAGAAAUGAUGGGAGCAAUGAUCAUUUACUGCAACCACAAUCUGGCACACAAGACAAGAAGAUUAAACUUUUUGGCUCAGGAAAAAUGUCAAUGAAUGUAAAAGCUGAAAAAACUGGCUAUAUGCAAGGUGAAACAAUCAGAGUUUUUGUUGACAUUGACAACUCUUCAUCUCGUGACGUCAAGCUAAAGUACGGCCUCAAGCAGCAACAGACGUUCAUCGCUGGCAAGAGCACUAAUAGAGCAUAUAAGGAUAUAGUCAAAGAGACUAGAGAUCACAUCCCUUCUGGAGAAAAGUCAAAAUUCAUAGUGGACAUGACCCUUCCACGUGACCUGACGGUCACCAUUGAAAACUGCAGAAUUCUAAAAGUGCAGUAUGAACUCAAGGUGUAUCUGGAUGUGUCUUUUGCAUCAGAUCCAGAAGUCAAAUUUCCUGUGGUCAUUCUUCCAGCUAAACAACAGUGUCCUCCAUGGCAAGGCCCACCUAGAGGAUUCCAGCCAUAUCCACCACCUCAGCCUAACCUUGUGCCUAUUCCUGGUGAACUACCUCCUCCACCUGCAGGACUUUACCCCAAUCUGUACGACCCUACAGUGCUGCCCUAUCCAGGAGCUGCUGCAGGGGUCUAUCCAAAUCCACAUGCCAUCCAGCCUGGUUUCCAUCCGGCUCCUUCUGCACCAGUUUAUGAUCCAAAUCAAAGCACUAAAGAAUCCUCUCCUAAUGUGCCUUAUUAGUCUCCUUCACCAGCCAAACAACUUUGUCUGCAUGCCUUCUAUCUACAAGCUCAGUGCCUAUUAUUGUGCCUUUUAAGCUUAGCACUUUUUUCAUUAUACAGGAAAUGUAUAUAAACCUUAUGUAGCCCCACCCCUUUUCAGCACUGCACUCAUUGUCUUGUUUUCAGUUUAUAUUUUCACAACAUGGAGGUAAGAUGUUAUGGAUUUUUGUAUGAACUGGUUGUUUUAAAAUCUUCCCGGUCUUCCCGGACAUUUGUUUUGACAUCGAUUUCAAAGAUUUUAGUGCUUAUGAUAACUUUUGUUAACACUACAGUAAGUACUGUAAGUCCACUUCACCUGCUAAAACUCUUCGACAGCAAUGUUGUAGAUAUAUGCAGAGCUACUGCAAAACAAGUUCAAAAUAACAUUCUAAAGAUGACUCUUUGCUUGUUUCUGUGGAGCAUAAGGUCUACAAGCAGCAGUUCUUGAUGGUAAAAAAGCCCUUUAUCUCUAACCACUCCUACUGAAACAUAUUUUGCUGAUAGUACUGCAGUCAGGCACGUGCACAGGUAGGGCUCAACCUGUGCAGAGCACAUGCCCUUUUUGCCCUUA
This is a messenger RNA of Sinocyclocheilus anshuiensis, 1868 nucleotides long. RefSeq names its product arrestin domain-containing protein 3-like. The record is from RefSeq and is a predicted model, not a curated record. Gene Ontology annotation, biological process: protein transport. Bases 66 to 1277 code for a protein of 403 amino acids. The transcript has 7 exons. Gene Ontology annotation, cellular component: cytoplasm; plasma membrane. NCBI's taxonomy places the organism in Eukaryota, Metazoa, Chordata, Actinopteri, Cypriniformes, Cyprinidae.